AUGAACACUGACCUAACAGGAAAACCAAAGACUAAUCUUGAUGAAGCCAAGAAUGUGGCAGCUGCUAAGUAUGAUGAAUUAAAGGACAAGGCUUAGUUUGCAGUGGACCAAACCUCUGAUAAAGCAAAUGAGAAUUAUUAUGCUGCAAAAUAAAAUAUCAGAGCUGGAACUCAAGACAUUAAAGAGAAGGCUAGAGAUAUUACAAAAUGA
Stylonychia lemnae is the source of this 210-nucleotide messenger RNA. The record is from the annotation of a GenBank genome assembly. Lineage: Eukaryota; Ciliophora; Spirotrichea; Sporadotrichida; Oxytrichidae.